This is a messenger RNA of Striga asiatica, 1170 nucleotides long. The record is from the annotation of a GenBank genome assembly. NCBI's taxonomy places the organism in Eukaryota, Viridiplantae, Streptophyta, Magnoliopsida, Lamiales, Orobanchaceae.
CAAGUGGGGGAACAUCAACAUCUCCAUCACCCUGAAGAACAUGAAAUACCAAAUCUUGCUAUUGUCUGUAGAGAGGAGGAGAAAAAGGACUUGCAGGAGACUCACUACAUUGAGGCUAUCACAAUGGAGACUGAUGUAGUAGAAGAGCUUGGUGAGACCAACCAUGGAAAACAACAAGUAAAUGAAGUGCCAUUGCUCAGGGCUAAACCAGGGUCAUCAUGGAAAAGAAGAGCAUCUGCUGAUGGCAGGUUGCUGAGGGUGGAAGAAGUGCAGAUGGAGGUUGUUAAUACUGUUGGCAGAGGAUUGUUAGUAAUGUGGGACUCUGAGGUAGAAGUGAAGGUGGUUGUGGGGAAUGAGUUCUGUAUUCAAAUGGAACUAAGAGGGAAAGGCAUGGUUGAAUGGUGCUGGAUGAUCUUUGUCUACAUGAGUACAGAUAAGAAUACCAGAUCUAGGCAGUGGGAAUACCUUGAAUCUUGUAAGAGUCAGUGGGGACCUUGUUGGGUGAUUGCUGGAGAUUGGAAUGAUAUCUCUAGUAACCAUGAGAAGAGAGGUGGAAUCCCUAGAAGUGCUGCAAGCUUUAUACCAUUCAAUCAAUUCAUUUUUAGGAUGAAGAUGUGUGAGGUGGAUCAAAAAGGCUCUUUCUUUACAUGGGGUAAUAAUAGGUCCAGUGGGGACUAUAUUGAGGAAAGGUUGGACAAAGUUUUUGUCUCUUCGAGUGGAUGGCCAGAUUUCCAAAUAUGGAGGACUGCAUCUGACCACAAUGUCAUUUUGUUUGACACUGAGAAAGAUGCAUUCAAGCACCACAGAAGGUUUCAGUUCAAUAGUCACUGGCUUAAACUGGAGGGGAUUCAAGAAGCUGUGGAAGCAGGUUGGCAGGGAAUAGUGGAGGGUACUGCUAUGUACCAGGUGCAUCAAAAAUUGAAGAAUACCAGAAUGGCUUUGCUAGCAUGGCACAAACCAAUACAUAGAAACAGUGCUACUACGAUUAAAGAGCUAACCACUAAAAUGGAGGAUAUGAGAAUGGAGGUGGGAUCCAAUCCUGAUAAGAGCCAUUUUUUCCGAGGAUGCUUCCUUGAUUAUGCAGAUAAAAUCUCUGAAUCCUCGAAAGGCAGACCAGUGGAACUGUUCAUUUCUGGGGAAAGGAAAAUUUUCUGUGAAAAAAGCUUAUAG